Drosophila ficusphila is the source of this 6758-nucleotide messenger RNA. Its product is annotated as endoplasmic reticulum aminopeptidase 2. The record is from RefSeq and is a predicted model, not a curated record. NCBI's taxonomy places the organism in Eukaryota, Metazoa, Arthropoda, Insecta, Diptera, Drosophilidae. Bases 617 to 3994 code for a protein of 1125 amino acids. Gene Ontology annotation, molecular function: zinc ion binding; peptide binding; metalloaminopeptidase activity. The transcript is spliced from 12 exons. Gene Ontology annotation, cellular component: cytoplasm. Gene Ontology annotation, biological process: peptide catabolic process; proteolysis.
UCGUGCUUGAUGGACGCAUUUUGUUCGCGCUUCUUCUGUAUAACAAAGAAAAACCAAAAAGUCAUUUUCAAUCGCAUGAAACUCAUUGUUAUUGAACUCCGUUUGUUUUCCAAUUUGUUUAACCCCGAUUCCGCUGCUCGUUGUGUGUUUGUGACAAGAGAAAUAAUCAAGUGAAACAACAAAACAGCUCAUACUAUACUAUAUAGUAUAUGAAAGUGCUUCUCUAUUUGGCGCCUAAAAACGGAAGGAUACUCGUGGUGGCUUCAAUCAUCAGCUUUGGAAGGACAUUAACACCCGGAACUGGACCAAUUUUUGACCGAAAAACGAAAUCGAACACAACAAUCAACUCUACUCACCGACCUUUCUAGUUUUCUACAUACCCGUUUACACUCAAAGGACCUUUUGUACGGACCACUUUUUGGACAAACAUAUCGCUAGCGCAGCACCCGAAGGAGAAGUGGCUUAACCCCGGAAACCCAUCCUCCAAAUCCUGCCCCCCGGGAAGCCAGGAUUUACCGAGAAACCCCCCAUUUAAUACCCCAAAAAGAGGACCGUGCCCCGUGGCAAAGAAUCCAAGACGGCGCCACUUAAACCACAAGCCUACAAAAUUGGCCGAAUGUUAUGUUGUGGCUUCUGCUGUGGCAACAUGUCGAAGCGCGAUUACAAAGUGGCCACCACCGAUGGCAUCGAGCUGGAGCCGUUGGGCGGCGAAAAGUGCGACAAGGAUAAGGAAAAGGACAAGGAGAAGCAGACGAAUGGCGUCACCUUCGGUGGCGAAUCGAGCGGCGGCCGACAGACGCGCACCGGAGUGGCCGUCUGCUCACAACGCCGGGCUCUUCUUGUGGCCGGAAUCGUGCUCGGCUCGCUGCUGCUGACGGCCAUCAUCAUCGCCUACGCCGGACCGCAAAAUGGCUGCUCCUGUGGAUCGAAAACGGUUUCCGGUUACGAAACGGAUGAAGAGAACAACACGCAGCCCUUCAAUCCGAUUGCCACCAACGGGGAACCGUUUCCCUGGCUGGAGAAAAUGCUGCCCACCAGUGUGCGACCCCUUCGCUACAUGGUCACUAUUCAUCCCAAUCUGACGACACUGGAUGUCAAAGGUCAAGUCACCAUCGAUUUGCACGUGGAGAAGGAGACCAACUUCAUUGUGCUGCACAUCCAGGACCUCAAUGUCACUGAGAAGGCCAUAGUGACCCCGGGGCCCAAGGGCUACGCCCUCAAGAUUGUCAAGGUGCUGGAGUUUCCGCCGAGGCAGCAACUUUACAUCGAGGUAAAGGAGAAGCUCAAGAAGAAGUCCAAUUACACCCUCAACCUGCGCUGGUACUCCAAACUCAAUCCGGAGCCAGAGGGCUUUUAUGUGGACCAAUACGAAAGCGAGAACGGCGUUGAGAGAUUAUUGGCUGCCACAGUUUUCCGACCGAAUGGCGCAAGGCGAGCAUUUCCCUGCUUCGAUGAGCCGCACGUUCGGGCGCCAUUCCGCAUUUCUGUUUUCCGGGAUCGCUUCCACAUCGCCUUGUCCAACUCCAUAGUGCACACAACAGAGGACGUGGGCUUCUACAUGGGCACAGGACUGCUCCGUGAUGAUUUUAUUGAGACGCCACCAUUGCCCGCAGAUGCUGUGGCUUGGGUGGUGAGCGAUUUCCAGCGACAAUCCCUUCAGCCCUCGGCGGCUUAUAUUCCCACGACACCAGCGCCACCGGGAUCCGGAUUGGGUGGCAAAAAGUCCGCCCAGCUGAACAAUUACACCCAGCUGAAAGGCAAAAACCCGCCGGUACGAAACAUCACUGCCCUUACACACUCCCUGAAUGUGAACCUGACGCCGCGACAGAAUCUGACAAUUGCACCGCCCACCACGACGACAGCUUGGCCAGUGCAUCUGAAUGGGAACGGGAAGCCAACGAAUCUCACAUCGCUUUCCCAGUCGACGGGUUCGUCGAUCAAGAGAGCUCCCUCGUACACCUUCUACGCACCCAGGGAUGUGCUGAGUCGCUCCAACUUCAUUCUGCACACAUCCCGGGAUGUCCUGGAAUACCUGCAGACCUGGCUGGACAUCAGUUAUCCCCUCACGAAGGUGGACUUUGUGGCGUUGCCCUCGCUGGAUCGGAAUAUGAUCUCCUCGCUGGGAUUGGUCACCUUGAAAACCUCUUAUCUGACGGAUCCAGCUUCGAUCACCUUGGAGCAGUAUCAGUUUAGUGCUCUGCGAAUUGCCGAGGCCAUGGUGAGACAGUUCUUUGGAGGAAUCACUUCUCGGAAGGUGCUCAAGGAUGUUUGGCUGUGGGAGGGAUUGAUCCAGUACUUGGGCAUCCAUGCCAUGGCUCCUCUACUCGAUAUUUGGCCCUUGAGAGAAGUGUACCUCUUGAAAAUGGCCACGGCAGCAUUGGAUAUCGAUGCCAUUCAAGGAUGGGAUAGCAUCAUGAACGGCACGAGUCACGAUGGCAACAAUGAGGAGUUCUUUGUCCAGAAAACGGCGGCCAUAUUUUCCAUGUUGCACACGGCCAUUGGCGAAGAUCGAUUUAGGGGCUGUUUGGGUUCAUUCCUUAAGAUGAAUCGAUUUAGGACAGCCGAACCCACUGAUUUGUGGACCAUUUGCACCAAGAAGGCCAAUGGUUCGAAGAACAUCAAGGAUAUGAUGACUCUGUGGACACAUCAGCCUGGUUUUCCUCUCCUCACGGUCACCAAAAUGGGCAAUAGUAUCUCCAUUUCGCAGAGACCCUUCCGACCAGCUGACUUCCUCGCCAUUCAUGAUGAUUUCUACGAUGGAAACAACUACAAUAAGAGCGGGUUAAAUGCCACGGAUAUGCCGAGUACAGUGCCGCCAACUACACAGAGUAGCAAACACAAGGCCGUGCCACAUAUUAAGUGGAUUUUUCCAGUCACCUAUGUGACCGACAUCAACAAUGUCAGUGAAACGCUCUGGAUGCAGAACAUAGAUGUAACCUUCAACGUUCCGGAGAAUGUUAAAUGGAUCAAGGUAAAUGCCAUACAGAAUGGAUAUUAUCGAGUGGUUUACAACGAUGACAAUUGGGCGAGCAUCAUCGAGGAGUUGUCCACGAAUCCGCAGCGUUUUACCAGCGAGGAUCGUCUGGGUCUGCUAUCGGAUGCCUUUACCCUCUGCCAUGCAAAUCUACUGCCCUGCGAGAUCACCAUGAAUAUAAUCCAGUAUCUGCCCAGCGAAACGCACUAUGGACCCAUGGCUUUGGCCUUGAGGCAUUUGGAGAAAUGGCGACGGAUUCUUAAGUAUUCCGAGUGCUUCCUCAUGCUCAGUGAGUUCAUCAAGAUGAAGAUCUCUACGGUUAUGGAGAAGAUGGACUGGUCGGAUGAUGGUGAAGUGGCUACGAGAUUAAUGCGACCCGAAGUGUUGUUGGCUUCAGUUCUUUGGGAGGACAUCGAUAGCAUCACCAAGGCGAAAAAUAUGCUAAACCAAUAUCUUUACUACAAUGGUUCAGCUAUUCCACCAAAUCUUAGAGAGGUGGUUUAUACCGGUUCCAUCUUGUCUGGGGAGUACAUAUACUGGCAGCACUGCUGGGAGCGUUUCGUCAAUCUGCCACGCACCUCGGAGACCUUUGUGGAGCGGAUGCAGUUGCUCCGCGCCUUAGGAAGGACCAAGGAUGCCUGGCUGCAGAAUCGGCUGCUCUCGCAUGUUACAAUGCUGCCCUCCGAGGAGGUGGUGCAGGUGCUCAACGCCAUCGCAGGAACGCCAACGGGUGGAGCGAUGGCAUGUCGCUUCCUGCAGGCCAAGUGGUUCGAGCUGGAGAAGCGGCUUGGCCCGGGCACCAUAAGCUUCGCCAAGGUCAUUUCGGCCAUCACCCAAUACGGUGCUACCAAGUUCGACUACGAUGAGCUCAAAUCGCUGGUGCAUCGCUUUGGACGAGGUCACGGGAUGUCGGUGCUGAACAUGACCUUGAGCAGCGUGGCCUCCAACGUGGAGUGGGUGGCCAGGUCGCAGACCUCGCUCUACAAGUGGGUGGAGGGCAAUCUGCACUCACACCGAUAGAGGAGAUAGAACGGAAUACGGAGGUCCUCACACAGUUCUGUCUCUCUCUCUCGCUCUCUUCAAACUCAUUUGUAAUUAUGUUCCUCUCUCAGAAUCACGAAUCUUAAGUGAGCUUUGAUUUCGCCGAGUUAACUAACACUAUGGAUCUAUACUCUUUACCAUAUCAUUGCCAGUUCGAUCGAUCUCCUUGGUUUUCUCUGUAGCUGUCCUAUAAUUUUAGUACUUAAAGUCAAGCCACUCAAGUGUAAAUUACGAUUGCUACGAUCAAGCAGCUCUUAUAUAUGUGUAUAUCUAUCCCAGUGGAGAAAACCUUUUCUAGCACAUGCGAAUGUGUAUAUCUACAACUGAACAUAAGGAUCUAUCUAUAUAUGUAUAUUGUAUAUGUAUGUAUAUUUUACAAACCAAACAAAAACCAAACAUAUUUAGAGCAAUGGAUAAUUGUAGAUUGUAAGCGAAGAACAACAUAUUUUUUCAUAAAAACUAAAACAAAAGGAAACAAAAGAAGCCCCAAAAUCGAUAAACUAAAUCGCUAAUGAAUGCAUUCUAGUAAUUGUAUAGCAUAUGUAUAUUAGUAUUAGUGAGCGGUGUGUGCUCGUGUGUGUGUCCGUGUAUGUGCGCAUCGAAAUAUCACAGAAAUCUUCCUUUUGUCCAAAGAUAAUUUACUUAUCUAUUAUAAAUACCCACGUAUACCGUAGGCUGCCUGACCAAAACCAAACAAGGCUUAAAAUUAUAUUUUAAGGUAAACGAACCCCAUGAUUUGUGUAUUUUAGAAUCAGUAUUAGCUUCCAUGUAUUGUUUUUAAAUUACUAGCGGGUUAUUUUACAUUUUAAAUGCUGUAAAAAUAAUGGGUCGUAAAUAUCAAACUUAAAUCAGCUUAAAACAAGUUUUAAUUAAAACGAAACGAUCAAGUUAUUAAAAAUUGUAUUCAAAAAUGCAGUAAAAUUUAUCCAGUUAGCUUAACAUCUGUUAAUAAUAUAAAAUGGCUGCCAUAGCAAUUAACUAUCUUAAGCCAUUGAACAUUCAAAAGAAAGCAUAGGUUCUUAUUAAAAAUUGUCAAAUAGCGCAGAAUUACUUUCCUUCGAGCUCUAAUUGGGUCUGAGGCCAGGCAGAAAGAUUACUUAAGGAAUCGAGAUACGAAACUACAUAUAGACAUACCCAUAUGUACAUACAUGGCAUACAGGCUGUAGUUUGCUAGAACCCAAACAUAUUCAACACUUUUUAUUUCCGCACUCGCAUAAGACACAGAAACUGAUUAUCAGUUUACAACGUUCCGAUUACUACGACUACGACUCAAAUUAAAGACAUUUUACUAUAUGUUUUACCAGUUUACCAUAUCGCUGCUUAUCAUUUGAUUAGUGUUGGAACGUCUGCCCUAAAGAUAGCCUGGUUUUAAGGCCCGAGGUGUUUGUGCAAACUGAGGGAAUCCGUCGACUUCUGCCACUUGAAACUGGGUCCGAUGGCACGCCGGUUUUGUCAUUAUAAACCAUAUAAACGUGUAUAAGUUGUGCCAUUGGCGAUAAGAGAGUGCCAUGCGGUGAGAUUAGCUUGGGGUUGGUCAGGUGCGUAGUUCGAUCAGUUUUCAUGGGGGUAACUCACCUAUCAUUAUCAUUAACAACAAAAGAAACGUCACAAGCUAUUCAAAAAAAUAAAAACACAUAGUUUUUUAAUCCAAAAAGUUAACAAUUCCCUUUAAGCCACGCCUGCGAUAUCUCUCUCUGACAAAAGGUUGAACAGACCCAGAGUUGAACCUUCAGCUAAAUUUGUCUAUGCUAAUUUAUGGAUGUGUAUUUCAAGCGAACCAUUUAAUAUCUUCGAUUUCGUUUUGGGAAGAAUAGGUUGGUUUUAGCGGAUGUUGUAUAGAUGGAAACAAUUUGCUUGGCUAAGACACACUAAGACUAACUCAAAGAUACUCGAAGUCAAUCGCUCAGAUACCCCGAAAUAUAUUCAAAAAAAUAAAUAGAAAUACCGAGAGAGACAGAUAGAGAAAGAAAUACAAAAAUACAACUUUAUUAGCGACAGAGUUAGAUCACAGAGAAAACACAAAAACAAGUUUUGGAGCGAUUUUACGGAUUUUCGACAAAUGUAUAAGCCAAACAAGCAGCUAAAAAUGAUAAAUGAAAAUAAACCCAAAUAGAGAUAAUACAGAAAGAACACAGAAUACGAGAGAUACUCAAGCUAACAAGAAAAACAAAAACUUGGGGAAGAUUUAGAAAGUUUUACAGAUCAACUGACGAUGAAGUAUUUCGUAUUUCGCCUUGGUUCCGACUGCUUUUGAUUUAAUCGUAAACCCAUUUACCGUCUAAUUGUAUUGUACAAUGCAUAUCCGUCCACAGCUUUGAUUGACAUGUCACAUUUGGGUUCCAUUUAGUUCAUCGAAAACAAACACGUGACCCUUCCUGAACCUUCCUUAAUCCUUUUCCACACCCGCGCUUUAUCCUGGAGUUGAAGAAUGGCCUUUUCUUUAUUCAAGGUUUGAAAACGAAUUCUAGUUAAUUUUAUUAGACGAAAUUUUUUUGCAAUUGGCAUCAAUUUAUAAGAAAUUAUUGAUUAUGCAUUGGCUAUCAGGUUUUAUAUAGAAAUUCGCGUAGGGAAAAUACAAGUGUAUCUAGAAUGCAAUGGAAAGCAGGCAGAGCAACUCUAAAGACGUAAAUUUAAUUGUAUGCUAAUGAUAUAUACACAUCUAUAUAUAAAUAUAUAUUUACAUAAUUUAAUUUAAGUCAAAUGGGAAUAUUAAUAAAAACGAUAACUAAUCUGUAUAUAAAAA